AUGGCCGACCAGCACCAGGACAACGAGCGCAGGGUUUCGAUGCGAGAGCAAUUUAGACUGCAAGAAGAGCUGGAGGCGGCCAAGGAAAAGCUCGAGAAGCAGGACAAGAAACUGGAAGACCUGAAGGCGAUGCUCGAGGACUCGCAGGCGCACAACCGGAACCUGGCGGUGGAGCGGAAUAUUGCUCGCUGCGACAUGGACCACGCCACCUACGAGAGAAACCGGGAGCUUCGAAAAGCCUGCUUUGAAUUACUGAUGACGGACCGGGUGCCCGAGGGGUGGCCGGGCACCCGGAAAUGGGAGGAGGACAACCGCAAGAAAUGCGCUGGCGAAAAUGUCCCCGACUUCUGUGAUGGUUCAGAUUUAAGGAAAAUCAUGAGAGAUAUGGAUCUGCCAUACCGUCUUGAUCUCCAUAUCAUCGCUGCUGUCGCCUCGGCCAUUUAUCUGCUUUUUACGAUCAUGUCCCUGGUUGGGGCCUGUAAGAAGAAGGGAUCUUUGUUGAUUCCUACUUUACUUGUCGGGAUAGUCGAAAUCUUCAUCGGAUCGUUCGUGCUGCUCUACGUGGUGGUUUGCCUUGAGAAACCGGAAAUAGACCGCGCGCAGAUACAGUACCUGCGGCAAAUGCGGAUGGAAGACAACCUUUACGAGGCCAAGUCAGCGCUGAUUCUGGUGAUUUUGCUGCCUACGGUAUUCGAGCUAAUUCGCGUUAUUCUGGCCCUAUUCCUGUAUUUUGAAUCGAAGUUCGCAGCCAAGAAGUCGAGCCCGACCCCGACUUCGGUCCCUCUCGCCGCCACCAGCGAGAUUUCUCUCUAUCCUGAAUAUGCUGCUUACACCAACUAUCCCGCCCAACAGCAAUAU
Messenger RNA from Mesorhabditis spiculigera, 858 nucleotides. NCBI's taxonomy places the organism in Eukaryota, Metazoa, Nematoda, Chromadorea, Rhabditida, Rhabditidae. The record is from the annotation of a GenBank genome assembly.